AUGUUGCUAAAUCGUUGGAAAGAGCGAAUUCAUCUUAAACGCGUGGCCCUUUCGUUAUUAGUAGUGUUGUGUUUUUUGAUAAUUGCAUCUGAUGCUAGGGUUUUAACAAAUUCAUAUAAUGAAAUUCAACCACUAACUGUAUCUCAAGUCGAUACUUAUCCUGAUGAUACAAUUAUAAUGCUACUUAAACCUAUUACAUUAGGAUCAUGUGGAGACUCUACAUUAUACUUUCGUAUAAUUGCUAAGAACGGAACUAUGACCAAAUUUGAUUAUCCUACAAACAAUGGUACUAUACCUUUGAAUAAUUUUUGUUUUCAGUCUAGUAAUGUGCGUAAAAGAAAUUCUAAAGAGUACGAAGAAGAUUGUGAUGACGGAAGUGAGCCAAAAAAGCAUCCAAGUAAGCCAACAAAGAAUCCGAAACAUCCCGCAGGAAAAAAAGAUUGUGAUGAUGGAUCUGAAAAUUGCGAAAAUGAUUGUAAACAAUCUAAAGAGGAUUGCGAAAAAGAUUGUGGAGAAUCUGAUGAAGAUUGCAAAAAAAGAACAACCCCUAAUGGACCAGGAACCACCCCUAAUGGACCAGGAACAACCCCUAAUGGACCAGGGACAACCCCUAAUGGACCAGGAACAACCCCUAAUGGACCAGGAACAACCCCUAAUGGACCAGGAACAACCCCUAAUGGACCAGGAACAACUCCUAAUGGACCAAAUGGACAAAAUGGAACAACCCCUAAUGGACCGAAUAACGAACAAAACGGAACGUUACCGAAUGUCACCAUACCAAUUAAGUCAAACGGCCCUGGAGUUAUGAUACCCAGAUCAAAAACUUCAUCAUAUAGUACUAUCAAUAUUUAUGCUCUAUCCAAACCAUUUGUACUUGUAACAUAUUAUUGUAAUUAUCCACAAUCCUAUCAAAUAAAAACAGAUGGUUCGAUUACGACUGGCGCAUCUGGCCAAUCUAGUGAAAUUACGAAGUUUACCGAUAUGUCACAAUUUUCAAAAUUUAUAAACAUUUUUCCUACUGAGAAUAAUGAUUACGGAUUAGUUUACACAAAAUAUGUGUCUCAAUCUGGACAGGGAAUAACAAGCCCAUGGCAACUUUAUUUAAUUUGGAUUUCCCAUACAGACUCUUCAACUAAAGGAAAUUCCCUCAUAUAUGAAUCGCAGCCCAGUACAAAUACUACUGAUUAUUACUUGUACCAAUGUUCUGUUGCACAGGAAUCAGUUGGAUACAAUUGUUUGGUUUAUACUAAACGAACAGAUAAAACUGUAUACGUUAAUGUUAAUUUUUGGUCUUCUGGCUCUGUCAAUAAAACGAAUGAAAUUACUGUAAAUAUGCCUGCUCCAUAUACUACUGUGGUUGAUGUCGGAACUUUAUCCUAUGGUGGUUAUAUUUUUGUUGUUAAGAACACUACAAAUGCUACAGAUAUGGGCAAUGUUCAAGGACUUGUGUAUUACAAUAAUGGAACCGAUCAUGGAACUUGGGGUCUUCCUGAUUUUACAGCUGGUAUACCGAUCGUUGGCGUGACUCCAAACAACACUGUGUGGACCAUUACUCAAAGCACAAAUAAUACAAGUAAUAGUUCAACGAUAAUUGAAAUUGUUACAAAUAUUACAAACUUUAUUGAUCUAAAAAUACCAUUUAAAUCCCCCAAAAAAGCUGGUAUGCUUGGUUCAUCCUAUAUUUCGCAUGUCACACCAGCAUCGAAUACGACCAUUGCGCCACGAUUUUCAGAAAUUAAGAUAACGUAUAAUAACCAAAUUUAUAAAUCCAAUGGGUCUUUCAAAGUCUGGGAAGUAAAUACCGUUGGAGGUGAUGAUUUUUUACGUGGCGCAAUUCCGGCUUCUCAUGAUAGAGUUACAGUUAACAAUGAAAAUGUAACCGUAAAACUGUUACCAAGCUAUAUGGGUGGUAGUCAUAAAGAAUAUUACAUUACAGUGGAUGAUAAUGCAAUAAAAAACGCGCAAGAUCAGAACCUUAUUGGUAUCAAAAAAUCUGUGUGGAAUUUAAAUACAUGUGAUAGAAGCGUUAUCAUUCGUCUAACCCCUGAAGGAACUCAACAUUACGUAGAUUUAUCAUCAAACGACCGAUCUACCUUUGUUAAAAAUAUGAGUGGUGAUAUUGCCACAGUUAUUAAUUGUGAUGCUUCGCGUAUUUCAAUACCGGUACUUUAUCAAUACAGUAAUUAUAAUAAUAGUGGUGAUCAAAUUUUUAUGCGUGUUAAUAUUGCCCAAAAUGCCCCAAGCGGUCAAAGCACUCAAGGUGCCCAAGGCGCCCAAGGAGAUAGUAGAGGUGCACCUAGCCUUGCUGAGGACUUAAAUGAUGUGAUCACUAACAAGGAUAUUUCGGCAAUUUCCACUGGCACCACCUCUCAAUACAUUGAUCAACCUAAUGGUGCUUGGCCAAUACGUACGUUCUCAUAUCGACAUGAUGAUGAAUAUGAUGAAGAACUGGGAGAAAAAGAUAGUAUUGAAGAUGGUGCCGCUCCACCUAAAGGACCUACAAAUGCUUCAUUAUCAAUUGCAGAGCACAUUGAUAAAGCUAGCGCAGUGUAG
Racocetra fulgida is the source of this 2553-nucleotide messenger RNA. The record is from the annotation of a GenBank genome assembly. NCBI's taxonomy places the organism in Eukaryota, Fungi, Glomeromycota, Glomeromycetes, Diversisporales, Gigasporaceae.